This is a messenger RNA of Paralichthys olivaceus (Japanese flounder), 3781 nucleotides long. Lineage: Eukaryota; Metazoa; Chordata; Actinopteri; Pleuronectiformes; Paralichthyidae. The record is from RefSeq and is a predicted model, not a curated record.
ACGAGGAGGACGAGACCUCUGCAGUCAGUGGAGGUCACAGACUACCAAGGAGCCUCGAUGCCCAACCGGCCCAGCAGGCUCUGUGUAAAAUACGUACAGAGGUGGUUGAGGUUACCAGGGCCAUGUUGGAUCGUAGCAAUGCUAACUUCAUGUUAUGGCCACCAUGCGUCGAGGUGCAGCGCUGCUCCGGCUGCUGCAACACCAAGAGCCUGCACUGUGUCCCUUUCGUCACGCACACCAGACACUUGCAGGUGAUGAAGAUCGAAUACAUUAAUAAAAGACCCACUUACACUAAAGCAGUGGUGUCCGUGGUGGAUCAUGUGGAGUGCCGAUGUCAGCCUGCGCCACGCGCCCCAGCGCCCAGGAGAAAAUCAUCGCGCAGGCAACACGGCCACCAACAUCGAAACCAGACACUCAGCCAAGAACACGGACAGGUGAAGAUGCCCUCCAAGGAUGAGCUCCAUCAGUGGGAUGAGUUGAAGCAGAACCAGAGGGCCCAUCUGGAGGAGCUGCUGGAGCAGCACUGGAGCCCCAGAGGAGACACCUUCACUCAGCCUGGAGAAGGGUACAGUCUGGCUGGGGACGACAUGUCUCGGUCUACUGGAGAGGCUGUUCUCUUGUCCCCACACUGGACACAUAACUCCAGCAGGCUCCACGGGACCAAAGACCGAUCUGAGAACCCAGAGAACCUGGAGAGGGAGCUGGGUAGGAUCGCAGAUGGCAACAAGACAGUUUCCUCAGUGGAUAACGUUGGUGUUGAGGUAAAGAACAAGUCGGUAGAAGGUGGGAGUCGGUCACUGCUCAACAGUACUGAGGGAAAAGUAAAUGAGGGAAACGGGAGCAGAKACAAAGGAACACAAACGCAAGUCCCAUUAUUGCAAGAAGACAAAUCCAAAUUUACAAAGAAUCACAGGGGUGGCGUCUCACAACCUGUUACUGAAAACCCUCAAGUCAAACUCAGUCUUACUGAGGAAACCAUUAGCGAGAGACGUGGGAACAGGUUGCGGCCGACGAAGGAGCCAAAUCCGGAGCCUCGAGAGCUGGCGAGACGGAGAGAGAACGAGACUCCGGAGGAAGAGAGGAUACUGCAGAUUGAAGAGGCAAAACUGGAGGAGGAGAGGAAAGAGCUUCUUCUCCUCCACAAGAGGUUGGACCAGGAGAAGGAGAUACUGAGACAGCAGCAGAUGAAGCGAGAGGAAGAGGAGAGGCAGAAAGAAAAGGGGGCAGACAGUCGACAUCACCUGAAUGGUCAACAUCACCAUCAUCUGCAAACAACAACACAGAAACCAGAGACGACAACGUCUACGACUACCACACGAAAGCCCUUGGCUCCAGCGGCCCCCAGACCUCCAGCUCGUCCAAACCACACAAAGAGGAGGAUGAGGAAGAAUCGCAAACGCAUCAGCAAGGCAGCUAUGAGAGCGAUGCUAAUGUAGAACUACAGUACACCCAGGGACACAGUGUGAACUUGGUGUAUUUUGUGGAUAAUCCAGAGGUGACGCAGAGUGACUCCCUUCAUUUAAGUAUUUAUUCCUUCAUUCAGUAACCUGCUCGUCCUGUGAGGUCUCCUCCGUAACACUACUAAUGACUGACCGGUCAACCUGUAAGUACACCUGGAUGGAGUGAGAGGAAAAUGGAAUAUAAAUAAAAGUAUUUUUUGAAGAGAACACUCGUCAACGACGACAGUUACCGGUGGCGCCGAGGUCUGAGAAACUGUGUGAACGCACGACACAUCUGGACGACUGAAACUGCAUCACUGUGGAUAAAAGUGCAAUUUCAGAACUCUACUUGGAAACAUGUCUUGAUAUCAAAAGAGAGAAACUGCACUUAUAUAUUGACAAAGCUGAGUCUAUGCGGGGUUUGAAUGACAAAGUUUGUUGGACGUGAAAAUGGACAAAACUCUUCAGUGUCACGACAGAAUCCAUUGUAAUGUAAGAGACAUUCAUUCAGUGGACGGCCGUGACAACAAACGCUGACUGAAUUGACCAAUAUUUCCACGUGUGAUACAGCUCACAUGUUUCAGACUCAGUGUUGACUACCUUGGGGGGGGGGUGAAGCCGUGUGGAUUUACCGUACUAAGGCCUGAUAUCAUUUAUUAGCUCAUUAAAACAGUGAUGGUCUGUCUUUAACCAUAUUUAAUUCUAUUUAACUCACUGCAAACACUGGAAUUACACAGAUGUGAUUCGAGGGCAAAAAAACACGAACCGUCGAGUGAGAGUUCCUUUGUUUCCAAAUCUCAUCACGGGUGGAAAGAAAAAAAAAGAUUGAGGUGCUACAGGAACGGGGAGGUGAUGGCGUCACACCUGUGGCCUGACUGUGUGCUAUGUUUCUUAUUUAUUUGUCUCGACCAUAACUGUGGAUUAACUCUGUAGAAACACUGCAGACACAUUGUCGUUGAUUCACGAUGUUUGGGUGUUUCAGUCAGAAACAAUGAACGACCUCCCAGUACCACGCAGUGUUGAACCUGUCAAACAAGUGUGUGCAUGUGUGUUUUGUACGCCUCAGUGUGUAUUGUAGCUACACUUCUGUAACGCACCUCGAUACUCAUGUAGAAGCAUUUUAGAACAUCUGUUUCGCUCUUUCUCUCUUUGACAGAGAGACGUCCUUCUUUAGAGAACGGGAUGAUUUUAAGAUCAUCUCCGCCACUUUCAUCACCGUCAUAGACUGUGUAAAGAUGGAUGACACGACAGAUCCACCGAAAGUGAAGCCAGGCCGCUUCGAUCGCCAUCUAAUGGCCGGCUGCAGUGUAGUUUAUAAAUCCCACCUCCUCCAUGUUAGUGGAGGAGACAUGAACCAUCCAAAAAGUCAAAUCAAUUUAUCUCAAAAAUGGUAUCUGCGAUUUGGGGAUUCUUAUCAUUCAUAUCCGGGAUAUUUUGCCUUCAUUUAUGGAUAGUGGGAGGAAGUGGAAAUAUGUCGUCCAUCUCUAUUUAGUCUAUGAUGAUCACCAUCACUAAUCCUCCAUCUUGUAUUGCGAUUCAGUGCACUUACUAUUCUUCUUCUUAGAAAGUAGCAAAUAGUUUGGAAGAGCAUGAGAUUAAAUUCAAUAAGGCGGGUUUUGUGAGGCUUUUGUGUUCAGCUGAAUGAUGUUGAUCAUCCCGACAAACUUGCUCUUCUCAUUUAGCCAUUCGUUAGCAUCUGCCUGACCUCAGGAGGAAACCAGGAAGUGCAGAAGUGACUUGAAUUCCAGGUUUUGGGACUCAUUCCUGCAGCACUCAUUCUUUUAUAACUCUGAGAGAAAAGAAAACAGCCAUCUAUAAUGUUUUUUUAUUAAACUGCUCUUGUAGCUGUUGUAUUACUCUAGAACGCACUGUUUUUGAGAUUUCAUUUCAAUCAAACUGAAAGAGUCAGAAAGAGGCCUAAUCGAUGCAGGUUAUUGCCAUUUGGUGUCCGAUAAUCACUAUUCAACAUUAAGUUAUUGAAAAACAUGGCUUGUAUGUCCUUUGUCAAUUUACAACUGUUACUGAUUUUGUCUGUUUAUUAUGAGAUAUGAUGGAACAAAGUCAUGUUUGUGAUAACUUUGCCAUCUAAUGCUAUUUUCAUAUGGGUGUAAGAAGCUAAUGUGCUUAAAUCUACUUGGUUUUGUGUUUUUAUAUCUUUUAACACUUUUCUUUUUUCUGAAAUUCUAAACGUUUCUUCUAAAAGGUCAAUAUUUUAUUAUGAAAGGUGAAAAACAGACAAUUGAAACAGAUUUGAAAACCAAAGGCCAGUUUGUUCUUUCCGCGUCCACAAGAUGUAAAAUUUUAACGUCUGCAGAGCUUCCUGUGUAGUCGUCAGUGUGAAA